AUGGUGACACUGGUGUGCGCGCUCGUCGGUGUGAAGGGAAACGCAUUCCCUGUGGACAUCGAGGCGAGUCAGCUGGUUGGCCACUUGAAGGACGCUAUCAAGGCGAAGGAUGAGGAUGAGGACAUCAAAUGUUCUGCGCGCAAGCUGGAGCUGUUCCUCGCCAAGAAGGGCGACAACAAGUGGGUCGAAUCAAGCACAGAUGAUGUGAAGAAGCUCAAGAAAGGGGAAAAGACUGCUCUAAUCGAAGCGCUGAUACACGAAGACAAUGAACUGCAGGGAGAGUCUGGCCUUCAGAAGGUGUUGAAGGAUAUGCCUGAGCCGUCCACCGAUCAAAUCCACGUGUUGGUGGUGGUUCCA
This is a messenger RNA of Phytophthora sojae, 357 nucleotides long. RefSeq lists its product as hypothetical. The annotation marks the transcript as partial. NCBI's taxonomy places the organism in Eukaryota, Oomycota, Peronosporomycetes, Peronosporales, Peronosporaceae. The transcript has a single exon. The record is from RefSeq and is a predicted model, not a curated record.